Messenger RNA from Spathaspora passalidarum NRRL Y-27907, 2058 nucleotides. RefSeq lists its product as uncharacterized. Lineage: Eukaryota; Fungi; Ascomycota; Pichiomycetes; Serinales; Debaryomycetaceae. Bases 1004 to 1993 code for a protein of 329 amino acids. Gene Ontology annotation, molecular function: carbohydrate derivative binding. Gene Ontology annotation, biological process: carbohydrate derivative metabolic process. The record is from RefSeq and is a predicted model, not a curated record. The transcript has a single exon.
GAGUUGAAUAGACUGGUAUGACAGGAUACAAUCAUCCAUCCGCUGUCAAACUAAAAAUAGUAAUGAUGUCAUGCACUAUUGUUUUUUGUGUUCUAGAUGUAGUUUUUGACCACAUGGUCAGUAGAGUCGUUCUAGAAUUAAGGUCACGGAGAUAAGAGGUUGACUCUUAGUGGCUAGAUGGUACUCAAAGAAAAUUUAAGCGAUCAUAGCAACCUACUUCAAUGGCUACAACUUGUACUCAUUUCCUAGGUUCACAACCAAGAUACAACGAAACAAAAUAGUAAGAAUUUUUGUAGCGAGUAUAUCCGACCACGGCAAAUCCUUCAUAAAUCUGAAACUUUUUUUUUGUUGCUUAGUUGGUUUCUAAAAUGAAUUAACCGUAUUAAGAUCUAAUUGGAUAUUGACCAAUGUGUACUAGACAUUGCUAAGUUUGCUAUCGUGGCCAUCGUAUAGUAGAGAGACAACAUAACAAAAAAAAAAACCUUCGCCCCUGCGGCGUUAACAUCAUUUCGGAUCCGAAUUGAAAUAAGUCAAGCAAUUAAUCCGUGUCGGUAAAAUGUAUCCGAUUUUAAUUACUAAAUUGAGAAUUAUUACAAAAAAAAAGAGUAAUUAGUAAUCACCAGGAUGAAUUUUACUCUGUAUAUAAAUAAAAAUGUAACCUCCGCUUUUAAAAACAUGCAAACCACACUUCGCCAUUAACAAACAGGCACAGUUAAAUUUGCUCAUUCAAUUGCAUCAUUUUCCGUUGAAAUCUCACAGAACAAGUGCGCGCGCCACAUUAAGACGACCAGGCAUUGUUGUUCUUAAACUGUACAUCAAUUCCCGGGCUUAACAUAAUACAAACGGGCAGGAGAAAAAAAAAAAAGAAAUUUCACAGACUUUUUUAUUUUAUAUAUUAGCAGCAUCCUUGGACUGUAAUAGUUUUGCAUAUUCUGGACAUUCAGUCUAUAAGUGGGACACACUUUAAUUUAAAGAAAUAUUAUAGGAAGACACUAUUCACAAAAUGUCCUUUGAUUAUUUGGGCCAACGUGCUCUUGAUUCUAUCAAAAAUACCCUUCGUUUCCAGAACGAGGCUAUAACCAAUUUGUACCAAGAAUACGACCAGGACUCAUUUGCUUCAAAAAACUUUCUCAAGUCAAUCGAGACUAUGUUCAACUGUAUAACUAAAUCCCAGGGUAAGAUUGUGGUAUGUGGUAUUGGAAAAUCUUACAAAAUUGCCAACAAAUUAGUGGCCACGUUGAACAGUUUGUCGAUUCAAUCUUCUCUUUUACACCCUUCCGAAGCGUUGCACGGUGAUUUAGGGAUGAUUAACGAAAAUAAAGACUGUAUGAUUAUGAUCACUGCCAGUGGGAAUACACCGGAGUUGAUCAACUUGUUACCUCACAUAUCCAAUACUGUUCCCAUCAUAUUAUUAACAUGUAACGAACAGUCUAUAUUGGCCAACCACAACCAGGUGUCUAGUUUGUUACUUGUUCAUUUACCACAACAUUUAAAUGAAGACUCUAUUCACGGAUUACCUGCGCCAACCGUGUCCACCAGUUUAUCUUUAAUACUUGCCGAUUCAACAAUCCUAGCUUUAUCGGAGUUGAUCGAAGACGAUUUAAUUAAGCGAAGAAAGCUUUUUUCCAAGAAGCAUCCUGGGGGUAACAUUGGUUCCAAAUUGAACCAAGAGUUUGGCACGGAAAAAUCAUCCACCAUUUCAUUAUUAAGUCUUGGUUUGUCACAAACUUCAUCUGUUAGCUCCGAUGACGAAUCAAACAUCUUCAUGACUGCUGAAACAAAACCAGCUGUGAAGAUACUAACACAUGAUGAGGUUAUGAACAUACAGGAAUUAACGUUGUUGCAAUAUAUCACCAUAUACAAGUAUUUAACCAUCGACCAGACUGAAUUGACUAUGGAUUGUAACAAGAUUAAACAAUUGUAUAGUGCGUAUUACGAGACAGGACAAGAUUGGAAUAAAUUCAAAUGGGAAUUGAUGAGAGGAUUUUCUUGAUUUUCGUAUAGUUUUUUUUGGGUUUUUAUAAAGGGGUUUUAAUAUAAGGAUGAUUUGUUAGUAUC